Molecule: messenger RNA, 2568 nt
Organism: Cyprinodon variegatus (sheepshead minnow)
Lineage: Eukaryota; Metazoa; Chordata; Actinopteri; Cyprinodontiformes; Cyprinodontidae
Gene: p2rx5
Product: purinergic receptor P2X, ligand gated ion channel, 5
Exons: 12
Coding region: 79-1455 (458 amino acids)
Biological process (GO): monoatomic cation transmembrane transport; response to ATP
Cellular component (GO): nuclear inner membrane; plasma membrane
Molecular function (GO): extracellularly ATP-gated monoatomic cation channel activity; purinergic nucleotide receptor activity
Source: RefSeq, a predicted model, not a curated record
UGACAGGUGACCCAGCUGCAGCUGAUCAGCGGGUAGACACAGCCUGCCUGCUCACUCUGCUUCACACAGCCGCGACAAAUGGCUGGCUGGGGAGGCUUCUUCUUUUCUCUCCUCAACUACAAGACGGAGAAAUAUGUCAUCGCCGAAAACAGGAAGAUCGGGAUAUUGUUUCGCCUCUAUCAGCUGGCCGUGCUCGGAUACAUUAUCGGGUGGGUGUUUGUGAUGAAGAAAGGGUACCAGGAGAGAGAGGAGGCCAUUCAGGCUUCAGUCAUCACCAAGCUUAAAGGUGUGUCUCUGACCAACCAUUCAGAGACUGGACCUUACCUGUGGAGUCCAGAGGAUUACGUAAUCCCUCCGAAUGGUGAGCAGGUGUUUUUUGUAAUAACAAAUUAUGUAGAGACCCCAAAUCAGAGGCUGGGAUUCUGCGCUGAGAGCAUCAAAGUACCAGAUGGACGGUGUCAAAGCGACGACGACUGCCCUGAGGGGGAAAGUGUUAUAGCUGGAAACGGAAUAAAGACCGGUUUGUGCCUGAACAACACGGGGACCUGUGAGAUCCAUGCUUGGUGUCCUGUUGAAUAUAGCCAGAGACCAACAGGGCCCUUACUGAGCGAAGCAGAAAACUUCACCAUCUACAUCAAGAACUUCAUCAGGUUCCCCAAAUUUGAAUUCUCAAAGUCAAAUGUCCUUGAAACGUCUGAUGAAGGCUACCUAAAGAGAUGCUUCCAUGAUGAUGUGAAUCACCCCUACUGCCCCAUCUUCCGCCUCAGAGAUCUGGUCAGCAGAACUGGACACGACUUCCAUGAAAUGGCCAUAAAGGGCGGCUCUAUCGGUAUCCUCAUAGAGUGGAACUGCGAUCUGGAUAAGGACGCCUCACAGUGCAAUCCGAAGUACAGCUUCACCCGUUUGGACAUGAAUUUGAACAACUCUGUCUCAUCAGGUUACAACUUCAGAUAUGCAAGGUACUACAAAGAUCCAGAGGGAGAAACUUAUCGCACACUAUACAAGGUGUAUGGGAUUCGAUUCGACAUCAUGAUAAACGGAAAGGCUGGGAAGUUCAACAUCGUUCCCACAAUAAUUGCGAUUGGCUCUGGUGUUGCUCUGAUGGGUAUAGGAGCCUUUGUGUGUGAUAUGAUACUGCUGUACAUGAUGAACACCAGCUCCUUCUACCGAGAGAGGAAAUUUGAAAUAAUCAACUUUAAAAAAGAGAAAAAUAAACAGAAGGAUGGGAAUCGAGAUAAGAGAUCCAGAAAACCUGCAGCAGAAGAGGGAGCAGCCAACUCCCUAAAAACGCCGGAGGAAACUGAACUCACAGUGGAACCUUCUGCUGAGAGCGUUGCUGCCUUGGAGAAACGGGGUCCCACCGUUCCACGUAACACGGGGCAGCGCUACUCCUCCGUCCUCUCCAAACAAGGCACGGUGCCAAAGCAUCACAUCACUUUCUCUUCACACAAUUAGGAAUGCAGGCGACUGAAGUCUGCCUCCAGAGGUGUCUUUAACGCUGCAGGUGGUGGAUCCCAGUGUCAGACUGCUGGCCCAGUCACUGGCUGAGCUGACUGAGGAUUUAUUCACGCAGGGGAAACCUCAGUGCUCUGCAGCCCACAACAGAGACCAGAGGGCUGAUAACCCAGAAAGGUGGCAGCGUCGGGGCUAUUGAUGAUUCUGUUCAAUGUUUUGGGUUUUUGAGGAAAACUACAUGGAUGUUUUGGUUUCUUUAUAUUUUGGAAAAAAAAUCUUUAUUUUUCAUCAAACCAUAUGAGGACGCAACAGAUUAAUGGGACUGGAAAUGAUUGGGCUCAAAGGGAGCUAGCAUGUUUAUAUCAGGUGUAGCUUUGUAAGUCAAGCGCUGAGCUACAGGCAGUUCCAACAGCAUCUGCCAGUCAUAACACAAAGGUAACCUCACAGAAACAUUAACAGCGCCUAUAGAGGUUGCAUUUUUGAUUGUUGCAUCAUGAGGUACAUACUCUUUAUACCAUGGUAGAUGGUAUGCUUCAAUGCUUUAAAAUCAGGCUGCUGAUCAUUGUGACACAGGGACCCAGCUUCAUACAACCCUGUAACGGGAGCCCCGAUUGAAAGUCAGCGAAUUGAUGAUUUGUCAGAUCCUGCAGCAGCUGCCUGUAAACCGUCAUCAAACCUUUGGAUGUCAACAUUUUCCCUGGCACCGAUACAUUAAACUGCUACAUAGAAAAAUCUACUUCAUAUACAUCCUUGGUCUCUCUAGAGCCAAAUCCGAUCCUCUCCUCCUGGCUACUGAAUUUACUGUUCAUUGUAAGGUAAAAAAUUGUGAAUAUCCCCAUUCUCCUAAGAUGUGAAAGCUCCUGAAUGUAACUUGCAGACACAGUAAAAGUAAGUAUGUUCAUACUUGGAAGAAACACGUAAAAAUGUUUUUCAGUUCACUGUUUUGUGAAAGGUUUUUAUGAGCUGCUGCUUUUCCAUCUGCAACUUUCAUUUUAGCCAGUGGCCACAAAUUAUUUGAUUAUGUAAAUAUUGGAGCAGAGACUCUCAGUUUUGUCUGUGUCAAAAUGGAUGGCAACAAUUUUUUUUUCUUCCAUUUGUUCAUAUGUACCCAUG